This is a messenger RNA of Coregonus clupeaformis (lake whitefish), 1521 nucleotides long. RefSeq lists its product as uncharacterized. The transcript has 6 exons. The record is from RefSeq and is a predicted model, not a curated record. The coding region runs from base 486 to 995 and encodes 169 amino acids. Lineage: Eukaryota; Metazoa; Chordata; Actinopteri; Salmoniformes; Salmonidae.
GAAAGGCAUGGCACCCCUUAGUCAACACAGAGAGGGAGAGAGACCUCAGCCAUCAAACUGUUCCAGCCAUCUCAAGAAUCUCAUGUGAUUUGGUUUGGGAUUAACAGGGCGAGUUUGGGCGCACAGUCUUGGUAAAUAAUUAGACUGGAACAGACACACACACGCAUCCUGUCAGAUGGAGGUCUCUCUGGAAGUGAGAGAGAGCGAUUGAGAGUCAGGAGAGCUUUUUAUUCUCUUCCAUCAAUGGGAAUCAGGUGCUCCCCGCCGCCUGGCAACCAUCACCUCUCUAUGGGCGUCACAACAACCCGCUGCCCCUGGAGUAACAGGGCCCUGUGGAGCUGCUGAGAGAUGCAGUGUCCCUACACUGACCACCGGUGUGAAACGGAGGCGUUUCUCUGUUUCGUAAAAACAGCCCAGCAGCAAACUGCACACACAAAGCCCCGCAUAGCAGCUUUCAUCACUUAAUACACAGCUUCCCUGUCGAUAUGAGCACACAGGGUACUGAGACAGAUGUUCUGGGGACCAGUCACAGCCCGUCUGAACCAAACAAUGGGGCUGGCACUGAACAGGACUACCGUCUCUACCUGCACAGGCUGUUCGGGAAAGAGACAGCUGAGUACUUCCUCAACCCGUCUCCUGUCCACACGUCCUCGCCUGCCUGGUACAUACUACUGAUGAAGAACAUGGGAGAUGAGGUGAGUGCUGAGGCCGUGUGGGACGCCCUGAGAGAACACUCUACCAGACGACUCAGAGACCAAGAGGAGGAAUCUGAGUCUCUUGAGGUGGUGAAAGUCUCUGCGGACCACGAUGGACAGAGAGCGCGGGGUCACCUACGGCACCUGGCAGGGGUCAGGUAUAUGUUCAACCUGGCCCAGAUCCACCAGGCUUACUCUGCCCAUGUUCUCUCCCUCAACCAUCCAGCUCUGCUCCUAGAUGACCUGGAGGAGCUUGAGGGACCACACAGUUACCUACCUAUCUCACCAAUAAACAGGUGAAGGGAAAACAAAUAUUAUUAAAUAAGUAUUAGCUAUUACUAUAGGUAAUAUAACUACUGUUAUUAGACUUCCAAAAGCCUUGCUAAUUGAAAAUAAUUGAAUCAGAUGUAGAGCCCAAUCUUGGGUCAGAGUAUCAUGUAUCUUUUUCUAUUAGUGUUAUUAAAGGUGUAUAUGCUGUGUUAUUCUUAUUUAACAAAAUCCCUUUGGGGCAGUGACAUUUGAAUUUGUGUGUAAUGCUGGGACAAAUCUUCCACAAGAGGGCAGUCCCAGAUUAAGAGGAUGAAUGUUUAGUUGAAUUUAUGCUGGUAGUUUUCACUUUAAUAUGACAAGCUGUAUUUUCAAAAUUGUAUCUCUAUAGUUUCCACUAAUAGUUUUAAACAAAUAGUGAUUGUUUUAUUUGUGACACUGUAUUAUUCUGUGAGUUUGUAAUUAAAAGUGACACGUGGCAAGUGUAAUUGAUUGAACCAUUCAAUGUCUAAAAAAAUGGUAUUAUCAAUCAGAAUCACUAUAUUAAUCCUAAAUGUAA